Equus caballus (horse) is the source of this 3124-nucleotide messenger RNA. It is a transcript of the gene GABRE, whose product is annotated as gamma-aminobutyric acid type A receptor subunit epsilon. Gene Ontology annotation, biological process: synaptic transmission, GABAergic; regulation of postsynaptic membrane potential; nervous system process. Gene Ontology annotation, cellular component: neuron projection; synapse; dendrite membrane. NCBI's taxonomy places the organism in Eukaryota, Metazoa, Chordata, Mammalia, Perissodactyla, Equidae. The record is from RefSeq and is a predicted model, not a curated record. Gene Ontology annotation, molecular function: GABA-gated chloride ion channel activity; GABA-A receptor activity; benzodiazepine receptor activity.
GCGCAGCAAAACGCUCCACGCCUCGCUUGGCGCAGCCAGACCGUGUGCAGCGACCGCCAUACAGGUGGUCGCGCCGGUCCCCGCCACGAUGUUGACCAAAGUUCUCCUGAUCCUCCUGGGCAUGUCCAUAAUUCUCCCUUCGAGGAUUGAGGGACCUCAUGUUGAAUGGGAGAAGGGACCCUCUGCCCCUGAUGAUGACGUCUAUGGCCCCAAGCCCCAGGCUUCCGAAAAGAAGCUCCCCUCUGAAGAAACAAAGCCCGCUGCUAUUGGUACCCAGGGCACACUUGGCAAACUGCCAGCAGCCACUCAGAUCCUGAACAGUAUCCUGAAUAACUAUGACCACAAACUGCGCCCUGGCAUUGGUGAAAAGCCAACUGUGGUCACUGUGGAGCUCUCUGUCAACACCCUUGGUCCCAUCUCUAUCCUGGACAUGGAAUACACCAUUGACAUCACCUUCUACCAGACCUGGUAUGAUGAACGCCUCCGUUACAAUGGCAGCUUUGAGAGCUUUGUCCUGAGUGGCAACAUGGUGAGCCAGUUAUGGAUCCCGGACACCUUUUUUAGGAAUUCUAAGAGGACCCAAGAGCAUAUGAUCACCAUGCCCAACCAGAUGGUCCGCAUCCACAAGGAUGGCAAGGUGUUGUACACAAUUAGGAUGACCAUUGAUGCUGGAUGCUCACUCCACAUGCUCAAAUUUCCAAUGGAUUCUCACUCUUGCCCUCUGUCUUUCUCUAGCUUUUCCUAUCCUGAGAAUGAGAUGAUCUACAAGUGGGAAAAUUUCGAGGUUGAAAUACAUGAGAAUAAUUCCUGGAAGCUAUUCCAGUUUGAUUUUACAGGAGUGAGCAAUGAGACUGAAACUAUCUCAACCCAAGCUGGUGAUUUCAUGGUGAUGACGCUUUUCUUCAAUGUGAGCAGGCAUUUUGGCUUUGUUACCUUUCAAAACUAUAUUCCUUCUUUUGUGACCACAAUGGUCUCCUGGGUUUCCUUUUGGAUCAAGAAAGAGUCUGCUCCUGCCAGGACCUCUUUAGGAGUCACCUCUGUACUCACCAUGACCACACUGGGCACCUUUUCCCGGAGGAAUUUCCCACGUGUCUCCUAUAUCACAACCUUGGAUUUCUAUAUUGCCAUGUGCUUCUUCUUCUGCUUCUGUGCUCUGAUGGAGUUUGCUGUGCUCAACUUCUUGACCUACAGCUGGAGAAUACCCCGUGCUUCUCCAAGACUUCGCCAUCCUCGUCCCCGUGCCCUUACCCGUCCCCAUGCCCGCCAGCAUCAGGAGGCUUUUGUGUGCGAGAUCGACGACUCUGAGGAGAGUGAUGAAGAGGAGGCCCCAUCCUGCCCAGCCUGGCAGUCCCUCAGCCCACGUAGCACCCGGCGCCAUGGCGGCUGCUGCAGGUGGUUCAAGAAGUACCUCUGCGUGGUCCGCAGUUGUAAGGGCAGUAUCUGGCAGCAGGGCCGCCUCUUCAUCCACAUCUACCGCUUGGAUAACUACUCGCGAGUUGUUUUCCCAGUGUCCUUCUUUUUCUUCAAUGUGCUCUACUGGCUUGUUUGCCUUAACCUGUAAGUACCAGCUGGUACCCUGUGAGGUAGCCUUCCUAGUUCCCCAGGAGGUCCUGCACCCCUUGCCAAGGGAGUUGGGGGAAAGCAGCAGCAGCAGGAGCAACUAGAGUGUCUUUCCUUCCCCAUUCCCCAAAUAUAAGCCUGCAGAGAACUGGUCUUUGCUGGCCCUCUUCCCUACCUGGCCCAUUCACUGAAUCUCCUUGGCAGCCCCUUUCAAGUAAAAUGAGCCACCUCUCUAUUCUUCAAGGGGCACUUAUGAUGCUCAGGCUUAAAAAUCAUAGGCUCUCGGUGACCAGCUCCUUAAGACCGUGCCCGUAUAUGAGCAGAUUAACUAUCUCCCAACAGUGCUGACCACGACUGCCUUUUUCCAGAAACCCAAUACUGCCUUUGUGGUGCUCCAGGCCCAGCUCUGGCCUCAGCCUCAAAGUGCACAGACCAGCUGCUUGCCUGUUCCUGACACCUCCGUAAGAUGCUGGGCAGCAGUGUAACAGGGGAUGGGGACCCCCAUACUUAGCUCAGAUUAUUAUAUUCUUGGUUCUAGCUCCCUGCCCUCCCUUCCCCUGCAGAUAGACAGACACUUGCAUUAUCCUUUAGGAGAGGGGAGACAGCAAUUGAGCCUCUUUGGGACAGUAUCCCUCCCUCUGCUGCUGUGACACCUCCUUCUCCCCUGCCGCCCGCCUCCAUCUCUCAUCUGCACCACCAAUCCAAUGCUUGCAUCCAGUGGGUAUCUAUUUUAGUGUGUGAUAAUAGUAAUGACCCCCUGCUUUGUAUGCCACCUUCUUCCUCCUUCUUGACCCCUGUGACUCUUUCUGUAACUUCCCCAGUGACUUUCCCAGCCUCAACCCAGGUGCUAGGCCAUGGUGACUUCCCAGGGCCAAGAAACUAAGAGAACUCUGCUUUGCAGCAGGCAUUACUUGCAUUGAUUGGUGCCUACCUAAGGCACAGCAUAGGAGUUCUGCCACUUUCUUGGCCCCUGGACCCAUGAGCCAGUCCACUCUUAUCCCUGGGGCACUCUCACAAUCACAAUCAAUCAAUUGAACUCCCUUAAAUUUGUACAGCACUUUACCUUUUGCAGAGCACUUUUGACAAAUUAUUUCUAUUUUGAGCCUCACCAUAGCCCUGUGAUAUAUUCAGGGCAGGAUUCUUAUCCCCAUUUUGCAGAUGAGAACCCUGGGGCACAGAUUUCUAUGGGACUGGGGAUCUCACUGGAAACUACCCAUGAGCCCACUGUCACCUUGUAGACCACAUGACAGGGCUCGGCAGCUCUGUUCACCAUGAUUCAAUUCUAUAGCCUCUGCUGGCACCCCAGUGGCAUAGCCCAGAGUGGCAGCCUCUCUUAAGCAUUGGGCUGCUCAAUUCCUGGGCCUCAGGUGCUCAGACUGCCCCCAAGAUCGAGCCUCUCCUGGCUCUGGUAACCCAGUGAGGUGAAUUUGGACAUGCCCCAAUGCUUGUAUAUGCUCAAUGAAAUCUGUGUCUGUAUUUUACUGGGGUGGUGGGUAGGGUGUGGGAUCCAUCUGCUUUUUGUCACCAUCACCUGAAAAGGGGAAAUAUGUCAAUAAAUAUAUCA